This is a messenger RNA of Penicillium expansum, 1089 nucleotides long. Its product is annotated as zinc-dependent alcohol dehydrogenase. The transcript has 4 exons. Gene Ontology annotation, molecular function: zinc ion binding; oxidoreductase activity. The record is from RefSeq and is a predicted model, not a curated record. The coding region runs from base 1 to 1089 and encodes 362 amino acids. NCBI's taxonomy places the organism in Eukaryota, Fungi, Ascomycota, Eurotiomycetes, Eurotiales, Aspergillaceae.
AUGGACUCCUUCAACAUCCCACAGACCCAAACAGUCGCUCUCGUCCAUUCCCUGGGCGGCCAAGUCGAGUUCAGAACAGACUAUCCUGUGCCAAUCCCGGGACGCAACGAAGUCCUCGCCAAAGUGCUCUACACCGGCGUCUGCCAGAGCGAUCUACAUACUAAAUCCGGCACCGCAGCCGGACCAGACGGCAAUUCGAUCACAAAGAUUAAACUUCCACACGUGGGCGGCCACGAAGGUAUCGGCCGGGUGGUCGCGCUUGGACAAGAUAUCACGCACGCCGCGGGUCUGAAAGUCGGCGGGCUGGUCGGGAUCCGGUUCGCAAGCCGCAUCUGUCGACGGUGCGAGUUCUGUCUUGCGGGUACAGAGCAGUACUGCAUUUCUAGUACGAACCAUCUUCACCACGAGGAUGGCUCUUUUCAACAGUACAUUGCGCUCGAUGCGGAUUACUUGACGAUUUUGCCUGAUGAUGUUGAUCCAAAGGUUAUGGGGCCGGUGCUUUGUGCGGGUUUGACGGCUUAUAAGGCCGUCUUGAAUGCGAAUGUUCGUCCUGGGAAUUGGCUGGUGGUUGUUGGAGCCGGAGGUGGUCUUGGGCAUUUGGCUGUUCAAUAUGCAAGAGCUCAAGGGGCUCUGGUAAUUGGUGUUGACACUGGUCCUGGUAAGGGAGAGUUUGUCAAAGGUCUCGGCGCGCAGGAAUUUAUCGACUUUGCCUGUGAGGAUCCCGUCAAGAGGGUGCUAGAGAUUACUGGCUUGGGUGCCCAUGCUGCUGUAGUAACAGCAGGUAAUGCAAAGGCGUUUGCACAUGCUUGUGAUAUGCUGCGGGUUGGUGGUACUUUGAGUUGUGUUGGUAUUCCCCCGGGAAGACCGAGCUUGGAGACUCCCAUCUGCACGAUUGUGAUCAAGGGCCUCAGGAUUACGGGUAAUCUGGUGGGCUCGCUGAAGGAAUGUAUGGAGGCUGUUGAUAUGGUACAACGUGGUAUUGUCAAGCCUGUGGUCAAGGUCCGGCCAUUUAAGGAUUUGCCUCAGGUAUAUGAAGAGAUGGAGAAGGGUGAUAUUUCAGGACGGAUUGUCCUUCAGAUCACAGAAUGA